Leptosia nina is the source of this 630-nucleotide messenger RNA. Lineage: Eukaryota; Metazoa; Arthropoda; Insecta; Lepidoptera; Pieridae. The record is from the annotation of a GenBank genome assembly.
AUGUUUCUACCAUUACUAUUUAUGGUGUUUAUUAGUGUUAAAGCUGUAGAACAAAAUGUUAGCUGUCCUUACGUCACUCCUAGGGAAGUCGAUUUGAAGGAGCUGGACGGGAAAUGGCAUUUAGCAGCUGUAGCGACGGAUUUAGAUAUCAAAGGGGAUUGCGCGACUAUACUCUUCAACCAUAAAACCAACAACACAACAGAUGUGUCCAUCAGUUGGAUUGUCGACAACACAGUGAGCUUUUAUAACGGGUCGGUUGCCCUUACUGUUGAUGGAGACAAUGGAGGUGACCUGCUACUUGUCACCUAUACAGAUAAGAAAUCAGAGACGUACUCGAUUCUGGAUGUGAAUUACGAACAUUAUGCAGUCAUAUUCGCAUGCUACAAUAACUCUGAUGGAAAUACCAGUACAUACGAGUUAUGGAAACUAACAAGGAUGCCGCACGUAAAGAAAAUUGAUUCGACGAAAAUAGAUCAGGCUGUUGCGAACUACAAUUUGCAGAACACACCAUUCCUAUACUUCAACAAUACCGAAGAUUCGUGCAGAAUUAAUAUCGGAAGUGAUUUGAAUCCAUCUUCAUGGAUACUGACGUCUACUGCUGCUAUAACCCUCUUUAGGAGAUUAUAUUGA